AAUUAAGCUUGGUUGUAAUAAACACAAUUUGCAUAAUCUGUAAUAAGCUACAAUAUUUUGUUGAUGAAGCUGACAGUAACUUGUUGAUGAUCUAUAAUAUAUGAGAUUAAUUAAAUAAUUAAUCUAUUAAUUAAUUGAUUACAUUUCAGUCACUAUAAAUAACCCAACAAGGGUAUGGUCCUUUAUACUUCAAGAAAGCCCAAAAAAAUCUGCAAUGAAGAUCACUCAAAUUCUUCCCUUAAUUUCAUUUAUGUUCUUGCUCAUGGCCAACAACUUCUUAAUGACGUCAUCAAUACUAACGACACGAGUUACCGUAAGGAACGACAUUCGAGACGAGCGCAUCAACAUUCACUGCUACUCCUCGGAGGACGAUCUCGGUGUUCAUUGGCUUUCUUACGGCACAAAUUUCACUUGGCAUUUCCAUGUCAAUUUUUGGGGCACAACCAAGUUUUACUGCGACUUUAAUACGACGAAACACGGUUUCGGGAACUACGGCGUUUACACGCCGAAUUUGAGGAGGGAGGAGUGCUCUACACAUUGUUUGUGGUCGGUGCAGGAAAACGGGCCGUGCGUCAAAGAGAACGAUUCGAAAAAGAAGCCGUGGUGCCAAAAUUGGAAAAAUAGUACGCGUCGUAAUUUAUUGCUAGGGUUUUCGCCGAGCCCAACUCUGCUGCCGUCGUUCGAUGAUGGAGAGGAAGCCGAUGACUGAUACUGCGAUUAUUAUAUGAUAAAUUUGUACGCAUGUCGAUUUUUCCGUUGUGGCGUGUACCAUAUAAUGAAUGAUCAAUAUUAAUACUCAUACUAAUAUUUACUAAUGAAUAUCACUACUACUUUCGUUUUCAAUUAUCUUUCGCUUCGGACA
Erythranthe guttata (spotted monkey flower) is the source of this 862-nucleotide messenger RNA. Its product is annotated as S-protein homolog 24. The record is from RefSeq and is a predicted model, not a curated record. Lineage: Eukaryota; Viridiplantae; Streptophyta; Magnoliopsida; Lamiales; Phrymaceae.